Messenger RNA from Cryptococcus wingfieldii CBS 7118, 2841 nucleotides. RefSeq lists its product as hypothetical. Gene Ontology annotation, biological process: retrograde transport, endosome to Golgi. Gene Ontology annotation, cellular component: Ric1-Rgp1 guanyl-nucleotide exchange factor complex; Golgi membrane. The transcript has 6 exons. Bases 1 to 2841 code for a protein of 946 amino acids. Lineage: Eukaryota; Fungi; Basidiomycota; Tremellomycetes; Tremellales; Cryptococcaceae. The record is from RefSeq and is a predicted model, not a curated record.
AUGGCCUCCUACUUUCCCUCCUUCACAGCCCCGUCCCCCAUGGCGCUGGCGGCAGCUUCCACCAACUUGGACGACCCCCAUCUUGAGGUCACCGUCACUCCCUCUGCCUCCGCCUUCUAUGCUGGAGAGACAUUCUCAGCCACCAUCACCAUCCGCAAUACACGCACGCCAUCCCACGAUGCCAAAGUGCCCGAGACGCCGCUUACUGUGCCGCCCACAGCUGAAGUCUCGACUGCCACGUCGCAAACGCGGCCGCUGCCACCAGUAGAUGCCAGACAUCCCUCUGAUGCCCCCCAAUUACCCCGGCGGUUAAAGCAGAUAGGGGCUGGCCUUUCUGACAUCCCUCUUAAUGGCAAAAAGUUUGCUGAGAAUGCUGAAGCUGGACCAUCUGGUGCCCGCACCCCAAUGAGGAUCCAAGCAACCCCUCGGUCACCCGACCUCGACUCUGGGUAUCCAUACAGCCCUGGUGCAAACACUACUUUCAGAGCCCCUGGCCCGAGCUCGCCUCAACGCGAAGGUCUCAUGAACUUUCGAAGUCCGGAAGGAUGGGGAGGGAAGGAGAAUACCAUGUCGAAAGAGCUCGGUCACCAGCGCAGGGCAAGAAGUCUGGCUCUGGGUAAAGGGGCUAUGAGUCCGCAGGAAUUAGUAUGGGCACUGGGUGGGCAGAAGACAGCCCCACCUCCAUUGCCAUCCCGUCGUUCGCGCGACACUCAGAUCCCAGCGCACCAUCCUCAUUCUCGGAAAAUCUCAAUCGCCAAUCCCAUUACUGCUGAAACCUCUGGGCAGUCGGAGGACAAUACACCGCCUCCAUUAGAAUCUAUCAUUGAAGGCCAAGCGUCUCCGUCGGGCCGGCCUCGCUCAUCAACUCGACCGUCGGCAUCGCGGUCAAAUUCACAGAACGAUUUGAAACAGGGCGACAGGUCUGUAUCUCAAGUAUCCCCAAACAGACUCAGACGGCCGUCCCACAACCGCACUCCAUCGUACCAAAAUGCAUACGGCGCUUCCUUCAUGGGCAUCCACAUCGACACGCUCCCACCCCCGCCCUCUCACCCAUUCAUCCGCGAACGCGAACCGCGUGGCACCACCACCGUCCUCUGGGCCUACACCCGCCUCGUCGGCCACUUUCAUCCUUCCAACACCUACAUCCCUCCCGACCCUCUCCUACCCCUCCGCGCAAUACUAUUACACCAGCCCGUCGGCUCGGGAUCGCUCCUGACGCCUGGAGGCAGUAGCGUAUCCAACCCAGCAGGCAAGUCGUCGAGCUCGUCGAGGUGGCAGUUGAGCUUUGGCACGGGCGCGAUCGGGAAUGCGACGCAGCCGAGUUUGACUGGGAGUUUGUUUGGGUUGGCAAAGGAGCUUAUCACGGGUGGUGGUGGAGGGAGUUUGGAGGAGGAGAGGAGGAGGGUGUGGAACAUGAAGGAUCUUCCGGUGCUCGAGUCUACCCGGAGUCUGAUGGGGGUGGAUAUUCGGCUGAAAGAAGGCGAAAGUAGAGAUUUCGUGUACACCAUGCCAUUACCUACGGUCCUGCCCCCGGCUCAUCGCGGAAAGGCCUUUCGCUUCUCGUACGACUUGGUCAUUUCUCUCAGUGCGAGUCUACCAGGCGGCGGUCAUAGACAAAAGUCCAAAGACAUUGUCGUUCCUAUAAGAAUAUGGGCGAACGUGUCUGUGGGACAUCCAUAUCGAACUUAUGACGUCCUCCACCCCGUCAUCCAGACCAAGGAAGAAGGCAACGUCCAAAACCUCGAGCAGCCCGACAUGCCCUCUCUACCGGCAUCAUCCACACCCCAGAGUCAAGAAAUGCGCCGGCAAUCAUCUGCAUCGGAUAGACAUCGUAUCAAGAAUGGGGACACGCGCGACUCUUUACAAGCGUAUGCUUCUCAUCUCGUCGAUACCCUCAAACCGAAUGGGGAGAGCUUGCAGCCAAUGUCGCCUAGCAAGAGAGAUGCACGUUCUCGUGCCGCUUCACCUUCGUCUCCCGUUUUUCGGAUACCCGCUACGGAUCAGAUAGAAGAGAAUACAGAUCUCUUUGUGGAGGGGGACGAGGAGUUGCUGGAUGAAGUUGGUCAUGAGGGAGGCUGUGGGGAGGCCGUUGAGAUACUAAGCAGACAUUCGCCCAAAGCUUCUUAUGAUAUCAACAAAGAUGGUCAUCCGGUCUCUGUCAUGACGCUCGCCAAGACGACCUACCGGUUAGGCGAAUCCGUCCUCGGCAUCGUGACCUUCAACCACCCCACCUCCAUAUUUCGCGUUCUCAAAUUCUCCGCCUACCUCACCUCCCACGAACUCAUCCCGGAACCCCUCCUGCCCCCACCCGUCCACGCCGGAGGACCAGAACAACCGAAUUUGCAGACGGUGCACGCCGAGUAUCACACUGCUUAUGCGUUAUCGGCAGAAAGGCUCGCGUUUUUGCUCGACAUACCGUCGGAUGCUACUCCUGCGUUCAGCUUGGCAGCUGGGGAAGGGGACAAGGGCGGACUGGAGUGGAGGAUCAAGUUAAAGUUUACAGUAGGCGUGCCUGCGCAUGGCGUACCAAAGAGCCAUAGGAGGAGCGUCGACCAUUCGCGCAAGAGUGUAGAUGGCCACGCGCCCGUCUCUGAAGCGGUCAACCUCAUCCCCACCAAACGGCAUCGAUCGGGGGAUGAAGCAGACAAUGCAUUCUACUCGGCGCUGCAGAGCCUGAACCCUGUAAUCCCCGUGUCUCAGGCGUACAGAGAUGCUGUGGGCCCAGAUGGGGGAGCGGAAUGGUCGGAAAUGAGGACGGAGAUGGUAGAGUGUGAGGUGCCGGUGAAGGUCCUUGCUGGCAACACGGCGUUCUUGGUGCGGCCGGCUGUGUUUGUCGUGUAG